This is a messenger RNA of Helicoverpa zea (corn earworm), 2122 nucleotides long. Its product is annotated as uridine phosphorylase 1. Gene Ontology annotation, cellular component: cytoplasm; cytosol. The transcript has 9 exons. The record is from RefSeq and is a predicted model, not a curated record. NCBI's taxonomy places the organism in Eukaryota, Metazoa, Arthropoda, Insecta, Lepidoptera, Noctuidae. Gene Ontology annotation, molecular function: uridine phosphorylase activity. Bases 317 to 1492 code for a protein of 391 amino acids. Gene Ontology annotation, biological process: uridine catabolic process; nucleotide catabolic process.
CUUUGAGUGCAGAUGCCGCAUUAUUGUGAUCAUACUCAAUGGAUCCUUUUGUUUUGAGCUAAGUUUUUUUGUACAUGUAGUCGAGUAUCGCAGAGUCAUGUAAUAAAAGUUUUCGUGGAUUCCCCGACCGCUUUAUGCGAACGGUCCAGUCAGUGAGGCAGCGAGUCAACUAUUCGCGUUUGGAAAGUCGAUCAAACAAUACGUAGUUACAGUGCGGCUCGCGUUACGUUCUCGUGUGCUUUUCGUCAUUUCCAGUGUUGGUAAAUUGUGUGCUUUAAAUUAAUUAUCAAAAGGUUCAAGGAAUAUAUAGCAGAAGAUGCCGUGUAACUGUAAGGUGGAAGAGUCGAGUGCAUCAUCACCACAUCAGAACGGAUGCGAGAUGAGCGCUCGGGGCGCGCCAGGGCAGAAUGGCCACAGCGCUCAUCGGAAACUGUUCCAAGAUAAUGGUCGGGAAGAAGUAAGGGACAGCAUCGGUGACGAACCAGUAGACCGAGACACUGUUAGGUACCCUGAUGGCACAGUGCGCCUACGAAACCCGAACAUCGAACUAAUGGACCAAGACAUAUUAUACCACUUGGCACUCGGUAGCGGCUCUCACGAUCUCGUUGAAAUGUUCGGAGAUGUUAAGUUUGUAUGCAUGGGAGGUACCCCGAAGCGGAUGGAGCAAUUCGCGUACACGAUCAUGGCGGAGAUUGGACACAAGCUGCCGUGCGGGACCACUCUGCAGGACAUCAGCCAGUUCUCCUACAGAUACUCUAUGUACAAAGUGGGGCCUGUGCUCUGUAUCAGCCACGGAAUGGGUAUACCGUCAGUGGGCAUCCUGCUUCACGAGGUGAUCAAGCUGAUGUACCACGCGAAGGUCCGGGAUCCCGUGUUCUUCAGGAUCGGCACGUGCGGCGGUAUCGGCUACGAGGGCGGUACUGUCGUCAUCUCCGAGGAGGCCGUUGAUGGCGCCCUCAGGAAUGUUCUAGAACUGACGGUGCUGGGCAAGAAUAUCCAAAGGCCCGCCAAGUUGGACAAGCGCCUUGCGCGCGAGUUGAAGGGGCUGGCCGAUCCCGAAGACCCGUACGACACUGUCACCGGGAAGACUAUGUGCACAUACGAUUUCUACGAAGGCCAGGGUCGGCUGGACGGAGCGUUCUGCGACUUCACAGAAGCUGACAAGAUGGAGUACUUGGAAAGCAUUCACAAGUCAGGCGUCGUCAACAUUGAGAUGGAGUCGCUCGCGUUCGCUGCGCUGACGCAUCACGCGGGCAUUAAGGCAGCGGUUAUCUGUGUCACGCUGCUAGAUAGGCUGAGGGGAGAUCAGGUAUUAGCUCCCAAGGAAGUUUUAGAUGAGUGGCAGCAAAGACCAACAAAGCUGGUUUGCCGUUACAUCAAAAGAUAUCUUCAGAUGAAGGGGCGCCUGUCCCUGGACGGGCAUGGGUCGAUUGCAGUGAAGAGCCCUCGCCGGUUCAAGCUGGUGCAGCAGGAGUCUGAGAACUACGACUAAGCGAGGCCGCGGUACUGCCCACCGUGGAGUCUUGUCGCACUGACCAUAUUGGGCUUGCACUGGUUGGAGCCAUCUGUGCCGAUCGCUCAAAUCUUUAUUAUUUUUGAAUUAGUUUCUAUUUUAUAUUUUUUUUACUCCGCAUCUUCAAAAACAUAUAUUUUUUCGACUACCUUUUGAAAGUUUACGAAUAAAUCUGGAUAUUUUAGGAAUGAUCGCUUUUGUCAAAAGUUUAGACUUGUGCAAAACAUUGUAAAAUAUUGAAAUCGAGGUAAGUUCUGAAAAGCUUCAUAAAAAAAAGCAUAAAGAAAGUUAAAUUCACAUCACACUGCCAAAUUUUAAAAUGUAUGUAGCUGGAUCAGAAGUGACAUAGGGGUAUAGGCAUAUUCUGCACCCCGACAAUUUCUUGACUGUUAUACUUCGCUAAAUUGUGGAAUUUUAUGGUAAUCUACUAAUUUAUGAAAUUUUUGACUUGCUGAACGAAAACGAAAUGUAGUAGAAUGUAUAUAGCGAUCAAUUGUGGCGAGACCGGCGUAUACCUAAGUAUAUUAUUAUUAUACCUAAUGGAUUUAUUUAUUAUGCAUGUUAUGAUAUAUUUAACUUUAAUAAAUACUCUUUGUGUUGACGGUAUUA